This is a messenger RNA of Megalopta genalis, 4131 nucleotides long. Lineage: Eukaryota; Metazoa; Arthropoda; Insecta; Hymenoptera; Halictidae. The record is from RefSeq and is a predicted model, not a curated record.
AGGUGCCGCUCGGCUCUGCUCGGCUCUCGCCUUUCCCUUCCCUCGCGACGAGCCGGGCCCGGGGCCCGGUGCCCCGAGAGGGGCCCACGCCAAUGCGGGGCCCGCUGCUGCGCCCAUGGGCCUCGGAACCCCCUCCUCGACCUUAUCCUCGGUCGUAGAAAGCUCGACCAGACGACGCUGGCCGGAGCACAACGCUCCUGCUGCUGGCUUUUCCACUUCCAUCGCGCAGUCUUCUUGCCGGACCGGACGCGGUCUUUCGCGGUGGUACCUCACGAAAAUCCCGAUUCCAAAGACGUUCCGUGUAUCGCCCCUGUAUUCGCUCCAGUCCCAGCCAAUUGACAGUGUUUCUCUCACAGUGCGAGAAUAUUGUAUUUCGAGUGCGCCUCGAUGUGAGGACGGUGCUUUCAUGAGGGAUUAAAAGAAGAACCUAUCAACGGAGCCGAGAGACAGUUGCACCAGCAUGCGGGAGAAAAGGUGGCUUCUGCUCGCUCUGUACGGACUUGUUCUGGCCAAUGCAGUUUCGGCCGCGCUCAAGGGUACCAGGCCGAAAUUCAAGAUCGCGACCACCUCCACGACAACUACCACCGAGGAGAGCCCUGCCCACGAGAACGAGGACGAGGAUGGCGGGACUCGACCACCGGCCACGUUCUCACCGGCAUCCCUCAGAUCGACUACAUCUGGGACCCUAAUCUACCCCGCGAGUUGAACGGCUACAAUCUCAGCGAUUACCCGUUCUACAACAGCAUACCCGAGGACAUCGACUUCAAAUGCGACGGUCUCCACGACGGAUUCUACGCCAGCGUUCCUCACAAAUGUCAGGUGUACCAUCAUUGCCUGUUCGGCACGAGAUACGACUUCCUCUGCGCGAACUUCACGGCGUUCGACCAGAAGACGUUCAUCUGCCACUUCGUCUCGGAGGUGGACUGCGCUAACUCGAAGAAGUACUGGCACAGGAACGACGCCCUGUACAAGGCCGCGACGACGUCCACGACGUCGACGACGUCCACGUCGACGACGACGACGCCGGCGCCGGCUACGGCCACCGGGCGUGCCUCGUCCAGAGACAGAGAUCUUCCCAGAAGGAGACGGCCGUUCAGAAGACGGCCGACUUACGACUACUACGACGAGGACUACUACGACGACGAUUACAGUCGACCGAGGGGCUACGGCAGGGACGACUACGACUACGAGGACAGAAAGUACAGGAGGGACCGAGACCGCGAGUUCCGGGAUCGGGAUCGCGAUCGUGACUUCAGGGACAGGGAUGCUCCGCGAACGAGGGAGGGGGUCGUCAGGGACGAUCGAGAUCGAGAUACCAGUGCCAGGGACAGAUAUCCGAGCAGAAACAAUAGGAGAGAUCCGAGCAGAACGAGGGACCCUGUCGAGGAAGACACCAGGGUCAGGCCGAGGGACCCCGAUCAAGGAUCAAGGUCCAGAGAAGUCGAUGACACCGAGUUGGAGGAUCGACGGACCGAGGAUCGUCGCUACUCCGACAAGAGAUACAGGGACGAGUACGACGACAAGGAGGCUGCGUCUUCUUCGGCAGCCUCGGUAGCGAGCUCCGACAGCCUGGUGAAGCCGGCAGCGCCUGUGUCUUCGGUCUAUUCCAGACCCAGAGCUCCGCCUAAGAUCAGAAGACCCGUGCCGCUCUCCGAACAAGACAAAUAUGCUUACAAGGCCCCCGCUGUUCAAUCGACAGAAGAGCCGAGAAGACGACCGCUGGACACCGAGGACGAUUACUACGAAGACGAAGACUUCCGACCGAUGAGAAGGCCGAUGAGAAGGCGGCCGUCUUACCGUGACAGGGACAGGGACUUCUACGACACCAGGGACAGGGACAGGGACCGGGAAAGAGACCGACCCUUCAGGCCGCGUUACCGGGACGAGGAGGACGAUCCGCGGCCGAGGAAGCACCCCGAUCGCUCGAGAGAUCGCUACUACGACCGAGACAGGGAUCGAGGAGCCGACCGCGGCAGGGAUCGAUCCCUGGAUCGCGGGAAGGAUCGUCCAGCGGAGAGACCGCUGGAUCGCGACAGGGGACGGCCGCAGGAGGCGGAGAAGCAGGAGAGGCCUUUCUCUUCGCGACCCGGGGACAGAGACCGGGAGGAUCGUCCUAGAACUGGCUCGAGAUCGAAGGAUCUGCAGGACACCACGGAUCCUCCGGCCAGAAGAGGCGGCAGCUACGAGAGACCCACGACAACCGCGGCGACCACCACCACCACCUGUCUGCCGGAGCAGCUGGUCCACAAGGUAGAGACCGACUCGAAGGAGCCGGACAGGUCCGAGAGACCUUCGGAGAGGCCUUCGGAGAGAGUUUCUCAGAGGCCGUCUCAAGGCACGACGACCAGAGCGCCAUUGGACGACGAGGAGUCCCACAGGACCGGUCAGCAGGACUAUCAGGAGCGGGACCAGGAGGACAGACGGGACCAUGGUCAAUACCAGGCUCCGGCGGACGAGUACUCGCAGGAAUACUACGACGAACCCGAAGAUCCUCCUGCUCCUUCGCCGAGGACCGCGGUUCGCAUAGUGAAGCGACCGUUCCUGCCUUCCAGAGGCGGAAACGCGAACCCUAGGGGCUUGUCGCCGGUCGGGUCGAAGGCCACCACGCCUCGAAGGGAGGAGGACAGGCCAACGGAAAGGCCGAAGAGUUAUUACGGGCAAGAGGAGACCCAGGAUCGUCCCCCGGAGCACAAUCAACAGACGAAGCCGCGGCAGGAGGAGAAGGAGACUUACGACGCGUACAAGACGGUUCUGAACAGCCAGGACAGGGACCAUAGGCCGGAAGAGUACGAUACCUCGCUCGUCAGACCCGCCGUUCGAAGACCAGCCGACAGGCAGAGGGAGGAGGAGGCGCAGAAGACCGCGGACGAGUUCGUCAGGGGACAGAAGCACCAUCAGGAGGACCGACAACAGAGUUACGAGGAGGGGCUGCCUAAAUGGCCCAGCGAGGAUUACCCCAGCGCCCAAAAUAGCGAGACUGCGUCUCGGAACAAAGGGAGGGUGAACGAGAACCCGAACGUUUACGCUCCCGCGGUUAAGAACGAGGAGACCCAGCAGCAUCCGACCGGGCCAGGAAACUUCCGGGUGAAGCAACGAUUGAACGAGGUCACCCAUCGGCUGCAGGACAUCCCGGAGAGCGAGUACGAUGUCACCUUGAACGACGCGCUCACUCCUACCUUGAAUCAGGAAGCCAACUUGCCGAGCGGAUUCGUCCUGCCUCUUCACAGACAGCAGAUCGGGAGGGACACGAUCCUCCAGCCCUCCGAGAACAACUACAAGGUCUCCAGGCCCGUGAACCAGCAACAGCAGAAACCCUUCGUGCCCAGCCCGCAAUUUCUGCCGGCUGUCUCCAGCAACGACAGGCUGAGGACCGUCUACUACAGACCCGCCGAGACCAUCCAGCUCGGCGGAUCUCAAUACAGACCGCAGAGGGGACCGUGGCAGGAUUAUACCGGUUACUGAGAGGGUUCGCGUCGUUUACAUCUUUAAAAAAAAGCUGCCGAGCUGUAACGCGGAAUCGGCUCGACCUGGAAACCGAGUUCGCCGGUUCCCGAGGGAUCGAUCGAUCGGAUCGAUCCUCUUCAGGCGAGGGUUUGUCAGUUUGUUCCUCGGUCGGUCUUUCUCGUUGUCUUUCACGCGAGGCUCCGGGGCAACGGAUCGCUUCGUUGCUCCGGAUCUUCGGUAGAAAAUGCUAAAUAUAUAUAUAUAUAUAUAAAAAGAGUAUAACAAAGUAAUCAAAUAAUCGCGACGACGUCGAACGGCGUCGAGCGCGGCAACAUGAUCGAGGUACUCCAAAAUAAAUCGUGUUUCGCGUCUCUCUCUCGACUCGAGGAGUCGAGGAGUGUUCUGUAGAAGUUAGUCGAAUUCGUUCUAUCGUAAUCUGCGGUACGCUAAAGUGAUCCGAUUCUGUUUUGUCUGUAAAUAUUCGCACGGUUACGCCUAACUUUACGAUUAUGUUUCGUCUUUAAAUUAUUCACGGACACGUGUACACGGUUCUCCGCGAAAGCACGCUCGUCGUCCCGAUUUCCUUUCUUUCGAUAUUAGUAGCGAGUAAGCGUUCUCGAGUAUACAGAAUGUCUUUGUAAAUUAUAUAAACUGUGACGUACGAUAUUAAAAAACUGACAAAAUAUA